Molecule: messenger RNA, 2742 nt
Organism: Diaporthe batatas
Lineage: Eukaryota; Fungi; Ascomycota; Sordariomycetes; Diaporthales; Diaporthaceae
Exons: 3
Coding region: 308-2425 (705 amino acids)
Biological process (GO): post-translational protein targeting to endoplasmic reticulum membrane; SRP-dependent cotranslational protein targeting to membrane
Cellular component (GO): Sec62/Sec63 complex
Molecular function (GO): RNA binding; transmembrane protein transporter activity
Source: RefSeq, a predicted model, not a curated record
GACACAUUUCCUAAUCGCAAGCUUCCUCUGGCUGCGCAUCUCACCCAUCUUCAACCAGCGACACUACACUCAGGCUGCAGACCUGCGUCGCUUUCUUUUACAACCUCUUACCUGCAGGCGUGCCUGGUUCUUUCACCCGUCCUGGGUGUGUUCUUUUCUUGUGACGCCCACAACUACGUUCCUUUCAUCUCCCAGUCGCAGCCUGCUGGCCGCUCCCGACCACUUUUGCGAGCUCUUGCCUCGCCCCUCGCCUGCACGGCGCAACCCCGACCAGCAUUGAUCGUCACCAGUCCACAAAUCGGCGACCAUGUCUAGCUACGAUUAUGACACGGACGCGUCCAUGUGGCCGUUCUUCGCGUUCACGGUCACAGCGAUCACGACACUCCCAGCCACAUACUUUCUCCUCAAGGGAUCUAUAAACGACCCCUCGAAGCUGUUCCCCCGGGUUCAGACGGACUACAAACCCAAACAUGCCGACCUCGUCGCUUCACAACGGGCCAAGGACAGGAAACAAAACAGGCGGCUGGGCCUGACAUUGUUUGUCCUCCUGGGGUGGGCUGUUAUGGCCUACACCCUCUAUCUCAUCCAUUAUGUCGAGACGCCCGCCAUCCAGAGGGUGUGGAAUCCAUAUGACAUCCUGGGCAUCAGCGAGUCCGCCACCGAAAAGGCCAUCAAGUCUCACUACAGGAAACUGUCUUUGAAGUUCCACCCCGACAAGGUCAAGCCCGACCCAGCCAAGAACGAGACAAUCGAGUCGCUGAACGAUCGCUACGUCGAAAUCUCAAAGGCGUACCAGGCGUUGACCGACGAGGAGGUGCGCAACAACUACAUCCAGUAUGGCCACCCGGACGGAAGGCAGAGCAUGAGCAUCGGUAUCGCCCUGCCUAAACUGAUGGUAUCGGACGGCAACGGCAAGUAUGUCGUGCUGGUCUACUUCCUACUGUUCGGCGUCAUGCUCCCUUACUACGUUGGAUCCUGGUGGUACGGCACUCAGCGGCGAUCCAAGGAGGGUAUUCUCAUGGAGAGCGCCAACAGCCUGUUCAAGGAAUACAAGAACGAUGUCGACGUUGGCGGGGUCAUCACCGCACUGAGCACUGGAAAGGAAUUUGCCGCUGUUCUGAAGGGUGACAAGGCAGACGCUGGCCUCUCGAAGAUCGAGUCGCGCAUCCUCGCUCCGGGCGAAGGCCUGUCCACCGCAGCCGGCCUUUCGCCCAAGGAGAGGGAGGCACUGGAAGACCUCGACAACGGGGUCAGGAGGAAGACUCUGGCCCUCCUGUGGGCUUACCUGGGCCGUGUCGAGCUGGAUGACCCGGCCCUGGAGAAGCAAAAGUUCGAGGUUGCGCCCAUCGCCGAGUCGCUGGUCAAGUCUUUCACUGCAAUCGCUAUCGCUUUCGGAUUCACCGCUCCGAUUCUCGCCUCCUUCCACGCCAGCCAACGGCUGAUCCAAGCCCUGUCCCCGGUCGCUUCUCCUCUCCUGCAACUUCCCUUCUUCACACCUGCUAUCGCCAAGGCUGUGGAUGGUGACUCGAAGGUGCCUACCACCCUGCAAAAGUUCAUGGACCAGCCAGACUCCAAGCGACGAGCACUUGCCGUUGGAAAGGGCCUGCUCACUGAGGAGCAGUAUAAGACUGCAGUCAGUGUCGCCAAGCAACUACCAUACCUGCGAGUCGCAAAGGCUUUCUUCAAGGUCACCGGCGAGCGCUUCAUCAUCCCGUCCUCUCUGGUCACUCUGGUUGUGAAGGGCCGUAUCAUCCCCCCUGGCUCCGAGAAUGUCCCCGAGGUCAACGAGCUUGACCUUGUCGAUGUGGACCCCGCAGAAGAUGACCUGGACGCGAUCCUGGGCAAGAAAAAGAAGACUGUCAAGGGCGCCGACGGAAAGCCGGUACCCGUAGUGGGUGACGAUAAGCCAAUCCUGCCCUCUCUGGCGUUCUCGCCGUACUUUGGUCGUGAGCACUCUCCUAGGUGGCACGUAUUCCUGUCAGACUCGAAACAAGGAAAGAUGGCCGUGCCUCCCUUCACCUUCACACAGUUCGACGCCCCGAUCUUCGAGGAGGAUGGAAAGACGCCCACGUUCAACAUGGUCACGCUCAAGGCGCAGUUUGCCGCGCCGCCACAGGCGGGUCACUACACGUUCGUUAUGCACGUAGCCUGUGACAGCUACGUAGGCUUUGACACGAAGAUGGAGGUGACCCUCGUGGUGGAGGAGGCGAGCAAGGCUGCGGCAAUGGCGGCCGAGGACGAGAUCAGCGAGCCAGAUGAAGAUUCUAUUGCUGGUAUAAUGAACGCGGCCAAGGGCGGUGCACCACCACCACCAAAGAAGAAGAAGCCUGCCGAGGAGGAGUCUGACGAGGAGUCCGGCACGGAGGAGGAGGAAGAGGAUACAAGCGCGACUAAUACGGAUACUGAGCCAGAGGACAACAAGUGAGAGCGUUGCAUAGAGAGAGUUUUCAAAAGACAACAAAGAGGUGCUCGCGUCUGUCCACCAUUCUGACAUUUCGCGCGCCCCCUAUUCUGUCCUCUUCCCAAGCAGCCCAUCCCAGGUAGCUGAAAUGUAUAUUCCCCCUCACUCCUACUGGUCACGGCCGCGAGAAAUAGAGAGACGUCUGGCCGGAGCCGUAGGGUGGAUGAGAGCUGGGUUGGCUUGCACAUGGCGUUCUGAGGGUUGGGCAAUUCAUUAUGCUAGUUGGUAGUUCAUAAAGGGGCAAAGCCCGGUUUUGUUAUACACUUGUCUGUGUUUUGAAA